AUGCCCGUCCAGCCUCCAAGCAAGGACACAGAGGAGAUGGAAGCAGAGGGUGACUCAGCCGCCGAGAUGAAUGGGGAGGAGGAGGAGAGCGAGGAGGAACGGAGCGGCAGCCAGACCGAGUCCGAAGAGGAGAGCUCAGAGAUGGAUGAGGAGGACUACGAGCGGCGCCGCAGCGAGUGCGUCAGUGAGAUGAUGGACCUGGAGAAGCAGUUCUCGGAGCUGAAGGAGAAGUUGUUCAGGGAAAGACUGAGUCAGCUGCGGGUGCGGCUGGAGGAAGUGGGAGCUGAGAGGGCGCCCGAAUACACGGAGCCCCUGGGGGGGCUGCAGCGGAGCCUCAAGAUUCGCAUUCAGGUGGCAGGGAUUUACAAAGGCUUCUGUCUGGACGUGAUCAGGAACAAGUAUGAGUGUGAACUGCAGGGAGCCAGGCAGCACCUGGAGAGUGAGAAGCUGCUGCUCUACGACACGCUGCAGGGCGAGCUGCAGGAGCGGAUCCAGAGGCUGGAGGAGGACCGCCAGAGCCUGGACAUCAGCUCUGAGUGGUGGGAUGACAAACUGCACGCCAGAGGCAGCUCGAAGACAUGGGACUCCCUGCCGCCCAACAAGAGGAAGAAGGCGCCUCUCGUUUCCGGCCCCUACAUCGUGUACAUGCUGCAGGAGAUUGACAUCCUGGAGGACUGGACGGCCAUCAAAAAGGCAAGGGCAGCUGUGUCCCCUCAGAAGAGAAAAUCAGAUGGACCUUGA
This is a messenger RNA of Rangifer tarandus platyrhynchus (Svalbard reindeer), 741 nucleotides long. Lineage: Eukaryota; Metazoa; Chordata; Mammalia; Artiodactyla; Cervidae. The record is from the annotation of a GenBank genome assembly.